This is a messenger RNA of Marasmius oreades (fairy-ring Marasmius), 468 nucleotides long. RefSeq lists its product as uncharacterized. The record is from RefSeq and is a predicted model, not a curated record. Lineage: Eukaryota; Fungi; Basidiomycota; Agaricomycetes; Agaricales; Marasmiaceae. The coding region runs from base 1 to 468 and encodes 155 amino acids. The transcript has a single exon.
AUGGAUCUGCACUUGAAUCGAUCCGAGGACGCUUAUCGACGCUCACUCGCCUCGGUCUUGGACCCUUUGGGGCUCUUCGUUCUGAUGAUGAAGUCUUCUCUUCACGUUUCUCUCGCUGAGGAUUUUACCAAAACAAAAUUUCCGUUUACCAGCGCCAGACUAGGUUUACCAUCCUCGUCAUUGUCAUUCGACAAACGCUGCAGGCUCUCACGACCUGGGGGUGUUGAGGCUCAUUCAUCCGUACCUUGGACUGAUGAGUCCAACUCCAAGGUUGUGCUACUCAAAGUCAAUUCGUUGUCUUUGACAACGGGACAAACUCGGUGUAUGGUCGACGUUCUGCAAAUGUCUCAACCUGAUACUUUUGGAGCUACGCAAUCAUGUAUCAAAGGACUCGAGAUCGUCCAUCGAGAGUGUUCCGCGUUAACCCACAUGUUCUGGAACACAUUCCACUCCCCGACGCAGACAUGA